Messenger RNA from Pan troglodytes (chimpanzee), 6180 nucleotides. It is a transcript of the gene TTF1, whose product is annotated as transcription termination factor 1. Gene Ontology annotation, biological process: termination of RNA polymerase I transcription. The record is from RefSeq and is a predicted model, not a curated record. NCBI's taxonomy places the organism in Eukaryota, Metazoa, Chordata, Mammalia, Primates, Hominidae. Gene Ontology annotation, molecular function: chromatin binding. Bases 3167 to 5884 code for a protein of 905 amino acids. The transcript has 11 exons. Gene Ontology annotation, cellular component: nucleolus.
GGCGACGGGACGCCAACAGAGCCCGGCUCGGCUUGUACUUUUCUUUCAAGAAACUCUUGGUGGCUACCAGUGUGGACUUGUUUGGAGUUUUCCUGAAUCGAUACAGGAGAACCGAGAAUCUCCAGUGGGUUGCGUUCAAAGCGGCGUGGCUCAUAGAGGAUCAUUUACAUUUGUCUUCCAAGUCGAAGACUCCACCCUCCGCUCACCCCCAUUCCACUCACAACCCCUCCCCACCUCUGCUCUUUGCGCCACACACACACCUGAGACAGAGCACGAAAUGCAUUCCAAGCCUGAUGCUGAUGCUGACCCACUGGGAGGACUCGGGCAAGUCACCCUCUUGGAUCCUAAGGGCUUUUUUUCUUUUUUUCCUGUGAGAUGGGUGACAAACGCUAGAGUUGGAUUACAUCAAUGGUUCCCAAAUUUAAGCAACAGAAUGAAGGGAAAUUGAAAAAUACAGAUUUGGGCUGGGCUUGGUGGCUCACCCAUGUAAUCCCAUUGCUUUGGGAAGCCUAGGAGGGAGGAUGGCCUGAGCCCAGGAGUUUGAGACCAGCAUGGGCAACAUGGUGAGGUCUCAUCUCUACCAAAAAUUUAAAAAAUUACCCAGGUGUGCUGGCACACACCUGUGGUCCCAGCUAUGGGGGAGGCUGAGGCAGGAGGAUCACUUGAGGAGGUUGAGACUACAAUGAGCCGUGUUUCAGCAACUACAUUCCAGUCUGGAUGACAGAAUGAGACCAUGUGCCAAAAAAAGAAAAACGAAGAUUCACAGGACUCACCCCAGACUCACUAAAUCAGAAUAUCUGGAAAUGGCAUCUGAGGCUCUCCUUUUUUUUUUUUUUUUAAGAGACGGAGUCUUGCUCUGAUAAUGACAUGAGCCACCUCACCAGGCCAGAUGCUGCAUUUUUAAAAAUCCCCUUACCCACCCACCCACAACUUGGUGAAAAAGUUCAAACCUACAGAAAAGUUGAAAGUCGAAAGAAGAAUACAAUGAAAAUACAUAUAGGCUUCACCUAGAUUCGGUUAGAUUUUGAAGGGAAGGGGAGGGUUAAAGAAAGAGUGGCGGCUGUACAGCAAAUUCAGGCUUUAUGUCCAGCAUGAGACCUACAGAGAUGGGAGACCAACUUAUGCCAGUGCCUACCGCUGCUUACAGGCUGGGGAAAUUAUAGGCCUGGGCGGGGAGGGGCCCGGCGGGUAUGGCCUGCUGCCCGGGAAGAUGUUGAUAAGGUAUUCCCAUGAUGAGGCAGUUUGGCCCUUGUUCUGGUGGAAUGUGAUGUUCCUGUCACUUUCUCCCAGCAGAAUAUGAUAAGAGGCAGGCUGUUUCUCACCGCCUGAACCCCCGUGGAAUGUUUCACUUUAACCAAGGUCUGCAAAAUGGCAGGGGGCUUACAAAAUGGUGCAGUUUGGACUAACAGAUUCACCCGUCCCCAGCACUGGUCACAUUUUCUUGCUCUCUCUCUGUGAGCAUGCACAUACACACAUUACAGAAUCACCUGAAAAAUAUCUGUCAACACCAUAUUUAACCCUAAGUACGUCAUCAUGUAGCAAGGACAUUCCCAUGUGUAACUACAAUGUCAUUAUCAUGUCCGAAGAUUUUAAUGUGAUACAAUAGUGUUUAAUAUAAAAUCCAUUGCAAAGUUGAGAUGCUGCAUUUGAAAAAAAAAAAAAAAAAGCUUCCCAGGUGAUUGGUGCAGUUGGAGGAGGAUUGGAAACCACUACUGGAGUUUUCCUGAAUCGAUACUGGAUGAUAUCUAAUCUCUCCUCUAGUGCCAGCCUUUUGUGGGUUCAUUCAUGCAUCACUAACACCACAAGGCUCUGGGUAAGUAGGGUCACCACAGAACACGUGACACCAAUGACGGACCUGGACUUCAAGGCCUUCCAUAUCAACAGUGGACAACACCACAUUUACAGACUUCUCCAGACGGAGCUCCAACUGCACGUCCACAUCCCAGAGCAGCCCUUGCAUGGCAACAUGAGUACAUAUAUAGGCUCAUCCUUUCUCCAACCUGCUUCCCUUCCAGACUUUCACAGAAGCAUAGGUUGUGCAUUUUUUAAUCAAAGCCACUUGGCAGAUCACAUAGAAGUCAGGUGGAACAGUGAGGGGCAAGAUAGUGGAGUAGUAGAAAGAGCAUAGGUCUGAUUUCUGGCUGGCUCAUUUAAGUCACCUUGGACAAGUUACUGUAAACCCAGGUUUCUCAUCCACAAGGUGGGGCUAAUAAUACCUCAUUACAAGGAUUAAGUGAGAAAACUUGUUGCCUAUAUCGUAUAUGUUCACUAUCCAAAAAGGUUAAACGUUUGGUUGGUAAAUAUAAUGGCCUCGAAUUGAUGGCCAGGUUAAAGCUGCCCUUUUGGCUAAGUCUCUUCAGGACUCUGUUGAAAUGGGAAGACUGGGAUAGAUCUCCAAAGCUCCUGCUAACUCUAAACUUCUGAGACUUCAUCCAAGCUUAACAUCCAUCAGCCUCUGCACCAGAUAGCCCCUGCAGACCUCUGACUUCCUCUCCCACCCCCUCCCCUGCAUUCACAUGCAUUCACUUAGGCUGGGCGUGUGCGACCUGUCUGUCACCCUGUAGGUUCACUGUGUGGAUUCACUCUGUGCUCCAGCUGCUCUGGCCUUGUCCCAGGUCCUCCAGCAACCAAGUUCAGGACUUUUGCACUCACUUCCAGCCUGGAACACUCUUCUGCCUAGAUUUUUUGCCUGCCCUUUCCAUUUAGAACUCAGUUCAAAUGUCACUCCUCAGUGAGCCCUCUCUUACAUCUAAAGUAGCACCCACCGUCCCCUAGUCACUCUCCAUCACGUCACCCUGUUUUAUUUUCCUUACAAGAUAAUCUGAAAUUAUCUUAGUUGAUUUGUCAUCUGUCUUCCCAAGUUGUUCCUGGAGUUCACCAAAAACUGGAAUAAAUGGAAUGCACGCAUGCAUUAGUACGUCAAUGGAGGGGGAUUUUGUCCUACUUUCUUCGUUUCAGGAGCACUCUCUACCCCACCUGACCUCUAAAGGACCCAGAAGGAAAAUGGGUAGGCAAAUGUGCGCGCCUCCAAGGCCUAGCGGCAGCCGUGUUACCAUGGCAGCAUGACGCCGAGGGGGCCGGAAGGCGACGCACUACUACUUCCGCUUCCUCAACAGCAGCACUUCCGGGUUGGGAGAAAGGUGGCGGUGCUUUCGGAGGGAAUAAAAUGGAAGGAGAAUCAAGCAGAUUUGAAAUCCAUACUCCAGUUUCUGACAAGAAAAAGAAAAAGUGUUCUAUACAUAAGGAAAGACCUCAGAAACAUUCCCACGAAAUUUUCAGAGACUCCUCCCUGGUGAAUGAACAGUCUCAAAUAACUAGGAGGAAAAAGAGGAAAAAAGAUUUCCAGCAUCUCAUUUCUUCUCCUUUGAAAAAAUCCAGAAUCUGUGAUGAGACUGCAAAUGCCACUUCCACACUCAAAAAGAGAAAAAAGAGAAGAUACAGUGCUUUGGAGGUGGAUGAGGAAGCAGGUGUUACAGUUGUCCUUGUGGAUAAAGAAAAUAUUAACAACACACCAAAGCAUUUUAGAAAGGAUGUUGAUGUUGUUUGUGUUGAUAUGAGCAUAGAACAGAAGUUACCAAGAAAGCCUAAAACAGACAAAUUUCAGGUACUUGCUAAGUCACAUGCACAUAAAUCAGAGGCAUUGCACAGUAAAGUUAGGGAGAAAAAGAAUAAAAAGCAUCAGAGGAAAGCUGCAUCCUGGGAGAGCCAGCGGGCAAGGGACACCCUGCCUCAGUCAGAAUCCCACCAGGAGGAGUCCUGGCUUUCUGUGGGUCCAGGGGGUGAAAUUACAGAACUACCAGCAUCUGCUCAUAAAAACAAGUCUAAGAAAAAAAAGAAAAAGUCCAGUAACCAGGAAUAUGAGACACUGGCCAUGCCUGAAGGAUCGCAAGCAGGCAGAGAGGCUGGGACUGAUACGCAGGAAUCCCAGCCUACUGUGGGCUUGGAUGAUGAAACUCCACAACUACUAGGACCUGCUCACAAAAAAAAGUCUAAGAAAAAAAAGAAGAAAAAGUCCAAUCACCAGGAAUUUGAGGCAUUGGCCAUGCCUGAAGGAUCACAAGUGGGCACUGAGGUUGGCGCUGAUAUGCAGGAAUCCCGGCCUGCUGUGGGCCUGCAUGGUGAAACUGCAGAAAUACCAGCACCUGCUUAUAAAAACAAGUCUAAGAAAAAAAAGAAAAAGUCCAAUCACCAGGAAUUUGAGGCAGUGGCCAUGCCUGAGAGCCUCGAGAGUGCAUACCCUGAAGGAUCACAGGUGGGCAGUGAGGUUGGGACUGUGGAAGGCAGUACGGCUCUUAAAAGGUUCAAGGAAUCCAACAGUACAAAGAAGAAGUCUAAGAAAAGGAAGCUUACGUCUGUCAAAAGGGCACGAGUGUCUGGUGAUGAUUUUUCAGUGCCCAGUAAGAACUCUGAGAGCACACUCUUUGAUUCAGUAGAAGGUGAUGGCGCCAUGAUGGAAGAAGGUGUGAAAUCUAGGCCCCGACAAAAGAAAACCCAGGCCUGUUCGGCAAGCAAGCACGUGCAAGAGGCACCAAGGUUAGAACCUGCAAAUGAAGAACACAAUGUGGAAACAGCUGAAGAUUCCGAAACAAGAUAUUUAUCUGCAGAUUCAGGAGAUGCCGAUGAUUCCGAUGCGGAUUUGGGUUCUGCCGUGAAACAGCUUCAGGAGUUCAUUCCUAACAUCAAGGACAGGGCCACCAGCACAAUCAAGCGGAUGUACCGGGACGACUUGGAACGGUUUAAGGAAUUUAAAGCACAAGGUGUCGCUAUUAAAUUUGGCAAGUUUUCUGUAAAGGAAAAUAAGCAGUUAGAGAAAAAUGUGGAAGACUUUCUAGCCCUGACAGGCAUUGAGAAUGCAGACAAGCUGCUGUACACGGACAGAUAUCCUGAGGAAAAAUCUGUGAUCACCAACUUAAAAAGGAGAUACUCGUUUAGAUUACACAUUGGUAGGAACAUUGCCCGUCCCUGGAAACUUAUAUACUAUCGAGCAAAGAAGAUGUUCGAUGUCAACAAUUACAAAGGCAGGUAUAGCGAAGGAGAUACUGAGAAGUUAAAGAUGUACCAUUCCCUCCUUGGGAAUGACUGGAAGACGAUUGGUGAGAUGGUGGCCCGAAGUAGCCUCUCCGUGGCCCUCAAGUUCUCACAGAUCAGCAGUCAAAGAAAUCGUGGUGCUUGGAGUAAGUCUGAAACCCGGAAACUAAUCAAGGCUGUCGAAGAAGUGAUUCUGAAGAAGAUGUCUCCCCAGGAGUUAAAAGAGGUGGAUUCCAAACUCCAAGAAAAUCCUGAAAGUUGCCUAUCAAUUGUUCGGGAAAAACUCUACAAGGGCAUAUCUUGGGUAGAAGUAGAAGCUAAAGUGCAAACCAGAAAUUGGAUGCAGUGUAAAAGUAAGUGGACAGAAAUUCUAACCAAGAGGAUGACUAAUGGCCGGCGUAUAUACUAUGGCAUGAAUGCCCUGCGGGCCAAGGUCAGCCUUAUUGAAAGGUUGUAUGAAAUAAAUGUGGAAGAUACUAAUGAAAUAGACUGGGAAGAUCUUGCUAGUGCCAUAGGUGAUGUUCCUCCAUCUUACGUUCAAACUAAAUUUUCUAGGCUGAAAGCUGUCUAUGUUCCAUUUUGGCAGAAAAAGACUUUUCCAGAGAUCAUCGACUACCUUUAUGAGACGACUCUACCUUUGCUGAAGGAAAAGUUAGAAAAAAUGAUGGAGAAAAAAGGCACUAAAAUCCAGACUCCUGCAGCACCCAAGCAAGUUUUCCCAUUUCGAGACAUCUUUUAUUAUGAAGACGAUAGUGAAGGAGAGGACAUAGAAAAAGAAAGCGAAGGCCAGGCGCCAUGCGUGGCUCACGCCUGUAAUUCCAGUACUUUGGGAGGCCAAGGCCGGUGGAUCAUCUGAGGUCAGGAGUUCGAGACCGGCCUGACCAACAUGGUGAAGACCUGUCACUAUUAAAAAUGCGAAAAUUAGCCGGGUGUGGUAGUGCACACCUGUAAUUUCAACUACUUGGGAGGCUGAGGCAGGAGAAUUGCUUGAACCCAGAAGGUGGAGGUUGCAGUGAGCCAAGAUCACACCACCACAUGAGAGAGAGAGAUUACUAUUUCUUGUCCCUUUUUCUCAGUUUGAUUAUAUUUAUAUACAUAUGUCAGUAAAUCUGUUUUCAGUAUUGAUGUUUAAUAAAGAAUGUACAAUGGCCA